GCACACAGAACAGAAGCAAGCUCCAACUACAUUGGAUCCGAACUUUCAGCUUCAUGUAUUUGUGCCCCGGAAAAAGUAGAAAAUUAUCGAACACCCCAAACAAAUGGGAAGGCCUGUCAUCCAAUUAACUGCACUCUGCCACCACCUCUCACUCACGCUACCGUUCCUGCGCUUUCCUUUUCCUUUUCUUCACCUUACUUCCUCGCUCAUCGUUCCACCACCGCAGCUAUUUCUCAGGGAGGGAAGCUAGCCUUCUCAAAACUAUGGAUCGUCUUGCCGGUAAUGCACGGCUCAUGAUUGUCUCAGAUCUUGAUCAUACAAUGGUUGAUCAUCAUGAUCCUGAGAAUCUGUCUCUGCUUAGAUUCAAUGCUUUAUGGGAAUCCAAUUACCGUAAUAAUUCCUUAUUGGUGUUCUCAACUGGGAGGUCACCCACACUGUACAAGGAGUUAAGGAAAGAGAAGCCCAUGCUAACCCCUGAUAUCACAAUAAUGUCUGUGGGAACUGAAAUAACUUAUGGUAACUGUAUGAUACCAGAUGAGGGUUGGGUUGAAUUUUUAAAUAAGAAGUGGGACAGGAACAUAGUAUCCGAAGAGACAAGCAAGUUUCCUGAACUCACUCUUCAGUCGGAGACAGAACAACGACCACAUAAGGUAAGUUUCUAUGUCCAGAAAGACAAGGCCCAAGAAAUCAUGAAAGCUCUUUCUACAAGCUUGGAAAAACGCGGGUUGGAUGUCAAAAUAAUUUACAGUGGUGGAAUGGACUUGGAUAUAUUGCCUCAAGGAGCUGGCAAAGGGCAAGCACUUGCUUAUUUGCUGAAAAAAUUCAAAGCCGCUGGUAAAUUACCUCAUAACACCCUUGUUUGUGGUGACUCCGGAAAUGAUGCUGAACUAUUUAGCAUUCCAGAUGUACAUGGUGUUAUGGUCAGCAAUGCACAGGAAGAGUUACUGCAGUGGCAUGCUGCCAAUGCAAAAAAUAAUUCUAAAAUAAUUCAUGCGACAGAGAGAUGUGCAGCUGGCAUAAUACAAGCGAUUGGUCACUUUAAGCUGGGUCCAAGUACAUCUCCAAGAGAUGUUAUGGACUUAUCUGACACUAAGAUGGAGAACUUUGAUCCAGCUUAUGAAGUAGUGAAAUUUUACUUGUUCUACGAGAGGUGGAGACGUGCCGAAGUUGAACAUUCUGAGCAUUAUUUAGCUAAUCUAAAAUCAGUUUGUUGUCCAUCUGGCACUUUUGUACAUCCAUCUGGAAUUGAGAAGUUACUUCGUGAUUGCGUAAACUCACUGAAAACGUGUUAUGGGGACAAACAAGGGAAACAAUUUCGGGUUUGGGUGGAUCAGGUUUUGCCUGCACAGGUUGGUUCUGACUCAUGGCUGGUGAUAUUCAAGAAAUGGGAGCAAUCUGGUGAGGUGCGGCAAUGUUGUCUGACCACUGUUCUAUUAAGCUCAAAGGAUGUAAGUGUUGCACAAGGGCUGACUUGGGUUCAUGUACACCAGACAUGGUUGGAUGGAGCAGGUCCAAACAGUCACACAACCUGGUUGUUUUAAGGUGCCCUCAUGUGUUGUAUCAGAAUAAAUUCUGCCACAUCAUGGCUUUGGCUUUGCUAUUGUUAUUUGCUCAUGUUUCUGCAAGAUUCAUAUGUACCAUGAAACCACAUGAAGAUGGGCUCUUAGCUGUUUGUACUUUAUUUUCUAAAUAAAAUAUAAAAAUUGCACUGAUA
Molecule: messenger RNA, 1714 nt
Organism: Sesamum indicum (sesame)
Lineage: Eukaryota; Viridiplantae; Streptophyta; Magnoliopsida; Lamiales; Pedaliaceae
Product: sucrose-phosphatase 2
Biological process (GO): sucrose biosynthetic process
Molecular function (GO): sucrose-phosphate phosphatase activity; magnesium ion binding
Source: RefSeq, a predicted model, not a curated record